Solea senegalensis (Senegalese sole) is the source of this 4144-nucleotide messenger RNA. RefSeq names its product epithelial cell transforming 2 (gene ect2). Gene Ontology annotation, cellular component: nucleus; cell cortex. Gene Ontology annotation, molecular function: guanyl-nucleotide exchange factor activity; GTPase activator activity. Lineage: Eukaryota; Metazoa; Chordata; Actinopteri; Pleuronectiformes; Soleidae. Bases 389 to 3118 code for a protein of 909 amino acids. The transcript is spliced from 25 exons. Gene Ontology annotation, biological process: nervous system development; regulation of cytokinesis, actomyosin contractile ring assembly; mitotic cytokinesis. The record is from RefSeq and is a predicted model, not a curated record.
UUGAACUGAGCUCUGUCGGCAGCAGGAGACUGAACUGAAAACUUCUACGCACUAUUAUGAAGCCUGUUUUUCCUAUCAGCAAACUAAAGCGACCACUUUACGACAGUCUUUUCUCUUUUCACGUAUAAAGACGAACAUGCGCUGAUUCCAGAGGCUUGACAGAGACCUGUUACGUAUUUUGUGGAGAUUGUGUUGAAGAGGAAUCACCGGACUUUGUCCAUAGCGCUGUGGAUUCGUUAGCUCGGCUGCUAGCCAAGUUAGCUAGGGAGCUAAUUCAGUUGAGGGGGUUCAGCAGCAGGGUGGACACCGAAGACUGACUUUUCUUUUAUUAUUUAAGCACAAAAUAACUUAAACAGUCGACAGUUUGGGGGCUCCUCAGCGUCCUGCCAUGGCUGACACCAGCAUAGUGACUUUAUGUACUGCUCGCAGUCUCUUGGUGGAUUCUUCAGUCUAUGACUCAAGGAUUGCUGAAACCACUCAGGACCACACGUUUCUGGGUCUGGCAUGUGAAGAUGGAGCAGAUAUGCUGCCAAAAGUGGAGACGAGGAUUGUCCUGGUGGGAGCAGCAAGCAGAAAUGCAGCACUGGUCAAAGCUUUGCAGGUCAUCAGAGUAAUGGAGGUUCCAGUGGUAAAGAUAAGAGAUGGCGAGGCGGGCGCCGAGGAGAAAAUGAUGAUAAAAUCUAUAGUCAAUAUGGACAUCAACACCCCGUGUAUGAUGACGGACAAUGUCCAGGAGUUCAGCGAUGAAGACAGCACAGACUUUGAGACGGUGUUUGUCCUCACAGACUUUGACUCUCCUGACUACAGCUGCCUCUACAAACGUGACAACCGCAUCGUCGGGCCUCCCGUCGUGCUGCGCUGUGCUGCAAAGGAUGAACCUCUACCGUUCUCCUGUCGUCCUCUUUACUCCACCACCAUGAUGAACCUGUCGCUGUGUUUCACCGGCUUCAGGAACAAAGAGGAAAUGAAGAACUUGGUGAAUCUUGUUCAUCACAUGGGUGGAACCAUCCGGAAAGACUUCAGCACUAAGGUCACUCAUCUCAUCGCCUACUCAACAAACGGCGAGAAAUACAGGCUGGCUGUGUGUCUGGGGACACCCAUCCUCACUCCAUCGUGGAUUCAUAAAGCCUGGGAGAGAAGAGAUGACAUGAGCUUCCAUGCUGGAGACGAGGAGUUUCGGACAGAGUUCAAAGUGCCUCCGUUUCAGGACUGCUUCCUGAGUUUUCUGGGUUUCUCAGUGGAGGAAAAAGCUAACAUGGAGGAGCGGACUCUGAAACACGGUGGCCAUUAUCUUGAGGUUGGAGAUGAGCGCUGCACACACAUGGUGGUGGAGGAAAACUCAGUCAAAGAGCUGCCAUUCGUUCCCUCUAAAAAGCUCUAUGUGGUCAAACAGGAGUGGUUUUGGGGAAGCAUUCAGAUGGAUGCUCGAGCUGGAGAGUCCAUGUACCUGUAUGAGAAGAAUGACAGUCCAGCCAUGAAGAAGGCCGUGUCCCUUCUGUCCCUCACAACGCCCAACAGUAAUCGUAAGCGGCGACGUCUCAGGGACACGCUGGCUCAGCUCACCAAAGAGACGGAGAUCUCACCUUUCCCUCCACCUCGAAAAAGGCCGUCAGCAGAGCACUCCUUGUCCAUGGGUUCUCUGCUGGACAUCUCAAACACCCCUGAGACAUGCAAGGCUUUGGCAGAGAGUUCGAAGCCGUCCAGGAGUUCUACUUCGAUCGUGUCCAAGCAGUCAGCCAGGUGGCAGGUCUCCAAGGAGCUCUACCAGACUGAGAGCAACUAUGUAGACAUUUUAAACACCGUCCUACAGCUUUUCAAAGAUCCACUGGAGAAGGAGGGGCAGGUGGGCGGACCCAUCCUUGCUCAAGAGGAGAUCAAGACAAUAUUUGGCAGCAUCCCUGACAUCUAUGACGUUCACACCAGAAUAAAGAGUGACUUUGAAGAUCUGCUGAGCGACUGGUCAGAGGACAAGAGUGUCGGCGACAUCAUUCUCAAAUAUUCCAAAGAGCUGGUGAAGGCUUACCCACCGUUCGUCAACUUUUUCGAAAUGAGCAAGGAGACUAUUGUUCGCUGUGAGAAACAGAAGCCUCGAUUUCACGCCUUCCUCAAGAUCAACCAGGCAAAGCCAGAAUGUGGCAGACAGUCACUGGUGGACUUACUCAUCAGACCUGUGCAGAGGCUGCCAAGUGUGGUGCUUCUGCUCAACGACAUAAGGAAACACACUUCAAAUGACAACCCAGACAAGAUGAUGCUGGAGAAAGCCAUUGAUUCUCUGAAAGAAGUCAUGACCCAUAUCAAUGAGGACAAGAGGAAGACGGAAGGACAAAAGCAGAUCUUUGAUGUUGUUUAUGAAGUUGAUGGUUGUCCUGCCAACCUGUUGUCAUCUCAUCGCAGCCUGGUUUACCGAGUAGAAACCAUUGCCCUUGGAGACCAGCCAUGUGACCGCGGAGAAAACGUCACGCUUUUCCUCUUCAAUGACUGUCUGGAGAUCGCGAGGAAGCGUCACAAGGUGAUCAACACGUUUAAGAGUCCACUGGGACAGACGAGGCCACCGCCUCCACUCAAACACAUCACACUGAUGCCACUGUCCCAGAUCCGAAGAGUGCUAGACCUGCAGGACACCGAGGAAUGUGUGAAUGCGUUCGCCUUGGUGGUUCGCCCUCCGACUGAACAGGAGAACCUGUUGUUCAGCUUCCAGUUGACCGGAGAGGACACGGUUAAAAGCGCCUGGCUGCGAACACUUUGCCGCCAUGUUGCCAACACCAUCUGCAAGGCUGAUGCGGAGGACAUGAUUCAAUGCACAGAUCCAGACUCACUACAGGUCAGCACCAAGGACAUGGACAGCACCCUGAGCAAAGCGUCCAGGGCCAUAAAGAAGACGUCCAAAAAGGUGACAAGGGCAUUUUCAUUCACCAAGACGCCGAAGCGUGUGAUCCAGAGGGCAUUCAUGGCCAACAGUACUCCGGAUGAGAAAACCCAGAGGCUCAUGAGUCAAGAAAACCGCAUUUGCAGCAGCUCCACUCUGGCUGCGCACCACUCACCCUCCAUGGUCCAUUUGCCUUCCAUGUUUGAGAGGAAGUACCACACAUUCAGCCGGUCGACCACUCACCUGAUAUGAGAUGCUGCUUUGCAGCCUGCUCAGGUCAGCCACCUUUUCACAACCCGACCACGCGGGCCCGUGAGUACAAACGUUAACGUUAAGUGUCAAGUCUGUUGGAGCGGCGUUUAUUCAAAUUGAAUCUCUGGACACACAAAAGAGAAGGAAAAUAAACUGACGUCUGAUGUCUGGACAGGAGUCUGAUGCAAGGCAGCAUCAGAUUUAUCCCGCUCCUGACGUUCAGGAACUAUGGAAGUAUGGUUGCAACAACAAACCAGUUGUUGAUCCACCUGAAUCAAACUGCUUUGUUUCUGAAAACAGGAUUGGUACUACGUGUGCUGGAGGCAACAACAUGUAUGUGAGUGCGUGUGUGUGUUAGGUCACGUUUUAUCUUUUUCUUUUUUAAAAAAAUGAAGGAUGUCAAUUUUUAUAUGUGCUUAAUUAUUUUGUGUUUACUACUCGUUCACACUAACUAUGGACCAAGAAAACAACAUGUCUCACCCUCUGUUUCAAUGCUCCGUCUGUCACUGAGCGUCGCAGAAGUUAACCUAACAAGUGUUGAUCUAUUUCUGUGCAGGUAACAACUGUAUGUCCUAGUUAAAACUGACAUCUCAUAGCUCUUUUAUUUACCUCUGUAAAUGACACACACACACAUAUAUAUAUAUAUAUAUUAACAUACAUUAAAUAUUGUUGAGUAGGUAUACUUGAUUUCGCCUGAUGUCAUAUUAAUAUUAUCUUUUUGAUUGUCCAGCUUUUUAAAGCGUCUGUUUUUAACAGAGAAUAAAAGUGUUGAAGCUCUUGUUUCCUUUUCACCGUCCGCGUUUUAAAAGAGGCUUUUAUGCUCUGUGUCUGCGUUGAAGAAACGAUGCUACGCCGUUGUACAUAUUUAUUCUUGAUGAAUACAUUUUAUAUCCGUUUUCUUUUCUUGUUAUUAUUUAUCUUCCCCCCCCCCCUCGACUUUUAUAUCCUUUAUACGUUUCACUAACGCUGUCGUCACCGUCUCUGGCUGUUUGUUAGAUCUCUGUAUUAAAUGCACUUAAACACAAA